Messenger RNA from Polypterus senegalus (gray bichir), 538 nucleotides. Its product is annotated as C-reactive protein-like. The transcript has a single exon. Lineage: Eukaryota; Metazoa; Chordata; Cladistia; Polypteriformes; Polypteridae. The record is from RefSeq and is a predicted model, not a curated record. The coding region runs from base 8 to 538 and encodes 176 amino acids.
UAAAAAGAUGUCAUUGAUUUUUCCUGAGGAAACUGACAACAGUUAUGUGAUACUCCGUCCAGCUAAGCCCAUGAGCUUCACAGCCUUCACACUCUGCAUGAGCUUCGGAUCGGAGUUAAAUUUAUUGCGGGAAACUAUCCUAUCUUCCUAUUAUAACUCAGGAGAUGCACUAAAUCUGUGGGUUGAAUAUGGAAUUUUUAAUGUUUACUUGCUUCACUCAAAUCCUGUAAGUUUCAAACUUCCUCAUCUCAACACAUUCUGGACCAAUCUGUGUGUAACAUGGGAGUCGUCAUCUGGACUGAUUGCCGUUUGGGUUGAUGGUAAAAGCAGUGGCAGGAAAGUUUAUAGACAAGGACACAAGGUUCAGGAUGGGGGAAUUGUAAUUCUGGGACAAGAUCAGGAUAACCUGGGGAAUGAGUUUGACAAAAAGCAAAGCUUUAUUGGGGAAAUAACCAGCGUUCAUUUGUGGGACUACGUGCUAUCGUCUGAUGAACUAUGUCUUGUCAGUCAAGGACAUACUGAGCCUAGAUUGUUCUAA